Molecule: messenger RNA, 3878 nt
Organism: Paramecium pentaurelia
Lineage: Eukaryota; Ciliophora; Oligohymenophorea; Peniculida; Parameciidae
Source: the annotation of a GenBank genome assembly
AUGUUUAAAUCCGAUAGAUAGAAGUACAAUAAGGAAAGAAUAUUUACAAUAAAUUCAUUUGGAAAGACAGAAAGUGAAGUUUACCCAACAAAUUUCAUUAAGACUUCCAAGUAUAAUAUAGUAACAUUCCUACCACUAUCUCUGUUGGGUUAAUUUAGGAGAUAUGCAAAUAUUUAUUUCCUUUUUAUUGCCAUAAUUCAAAGUUUCCCUAUUAUAUCACCUUUAAAUCCAAUAUCAGCAAUAGCUCCAUUAGUAUUUGUUUUAGGAUUAUCCAUGAUAAGAGAAGGUAAAUUAUCAAUUUGAUUAAAAAGCUAUGGAGGAUAUCAGCAGACAUAAAUCUGAUAAUGAAGUAAAUGCUAUGGAAUGUACUAAGAUUGUGAAUAAUAAAUAAGUCAAAACUACUUGGGCUAAUGUUAGAGUAGGAGAUUUAUUGUUUGUGUCUGAAAAUGAGAUGUUUCCAGCUGAUCUAAUAGUAUUAACCAGUUAUUUUGAGAGUGGAGUUUGUUACAUUGAAACUUCAUCAUUAGAUGGGGAAAAGAACUUGAAACCAAAAUCUGCUAUCAAAGAAACUUAAACCCUAUUUCAAUAUAAGGAGGGCGAUUCAAAGAUAUCUAUGAACAAAAAUUAGUAAUUCAAAGCUUAAGGCAAUCCUCCAACACCAGCAUUAGGUGAUUUUGAAGGUUCAAUUCAUUUCCCUGAUGGAUCAAAAAAGUAUAGAGUCUAUAAGUAUCAAGAGUUUUGAAUGGCAAAUAAUUGUUAUUGAGAGGUGCAUUUCUAAGGAAUACAAAAUUUAUAGUAGGCGUAAUAGCUUAUACAGGAGAAGAUACAAAAAUAAUGAGAAAUGCAGAACCUUCAAGAAUCAAAUAGAGUACUAUAGAAAAUACAAUGAAUAAAUUGAUAUUGGGAAUAUUGGGUGUAUAAAUAAUAGCCUGUGCUUUAUCAGCUGUUUUAUCUUCAUGGUGGUUGCAUAAAUCAUUUAGCAAACACAUAUAUAUUAUAAUGACAGAAUAAAAUUAUACUUUGUUAUCUGUCAUUGGUUUCUUUUCAUUCUUUCUACUUUAUAAUACUAUGAUACCUAUAUCCUUAGUUGUAUCAAUGGAAUUUGUUAAGGUUUUUUAAUGUUAUUUCAUAAAUAAAGAUUAGGAUAUGUAUUCUUCAAAAAGAGAUAAAUUUGCUAAAGCUUAAACAUCAACAAUUAAUGAAGAAUUAGGUUAAGUUGAAUAUGUAUUUUCUGAUAAGACUGGAACAUUAACUUGUAAUCAAAUGGAAUUCAAAUAUUGUAUAAUUGGUGAUGUAUUAUAUGGAAAAAGUGAAAAAACCAAUUAUUUAACAUCAGCAAAUUCUAAUAAUAAUAAUGGUAAUGGAUAAUAAGAUCCUACUCAAUUCAAACAUUCAGUGUUUAAUUUUUAAGAUUAAAUACUAACUGGAAUUAUUGAAGAUAGUGAAGAUUGUUAAAAGUAUUCAGAAUAAAAAAGAAAAUUAAUCAUAUAAUCAAAUGAUAAAAAUGCUACAUUAGAAAUAAAGACAUAAAAACAAUUAGUUCAUGAAUAUCUUAUGUUACUCUCUAGUGCUCAUGAAUGUAUAGCAUAGAAAAAUAAAAACUCUUAAAUUACUUAUUAAGGACCUUCUCCAGAUGAAAUUACAUUAGUAGAUGCUGCAAUGAAUUUAGGUUAUAUAUUUGAAGGAUAAUCUGCAAAUGAAUAAGAAGUAAUUAAUAUUAUUAUAAAUUUAGUUUACAAUUAGAGGUAAAUAAAAAAAAGUUGAACUUCUUUCAUAAUUUGAAUUUGAUUCAAAUAGAAAAAGAAUGAGUGUAAUAAUCAAAGAUAAUGGAAUUUAUAAAUUGUAUAUUAAAGGAGCAGAUAGUAUUAUUAAAGCUAGAUUAAAACCAGAUUAGCCAUUUUUAGGAUUUAUUUAAAAUAAAUUAUCAGAGUUUAGUAGUAUUGGAUUAAGAACUUUAUUAAUGGCAAUGAAAAUUUUAUCUGAAUAAGAGUAUCUUGCAUUUUAAAAAUAGAAGGAUGCACUUGCAUCAUCUGAUAAAAGAGAAUAGGAAAAUGAAGAAUUAGCUAAUAAUUUAGAAAAAGAUUUAUAUUUAUUAGGUGCAACUGCAGUUGAAGAUAAAUUAUAAGAUGAUGUUCCAGAAACCAUUGCAGAUUUAUUAAAAGCAAAUAUUAAAGUUUGGAUGCUUACUGGAGAUAAAUUAGAAACUGCUGAAAAUAUUGCUAAAAGUUGUAGAUUAAUCUAAAAUGAUUUCAUGGUUAUGAAAUACUCAGAAACAGAUCUAAAUAAAUUAAGAUUUUAAUUAUCAGAAAAUAAAUUAACUUAUUAAGCUUGUAUAAAAGAAAGGAAAAAGAAAUCAAUUUUAGUAGAAGGUGAAUCUCUAGUCAUGUUAACUAAUAAUUAAUAAUUAAAGAGAGAAUUCACAAAAAUGGCUAUGGGUUGUGAUAGUGUUGUAUGUUGUAGAGUUACACCAAAAUAAAAAGCAGAAGUUGUUCAUUUGGUUAAAGAUCUAAAUAAAAUAACAUUAGCUAUAGGAGAUGGUGCUAAUGAUGUCAAUAUGAUAUAAGAGGCACAUAUUGGAAUAGGUUUAUAUGGUAAUGAAGGAAUGAGAGCUGUUUAAAGUAGUGAUUAUGCUUUAGGUGAAUUUAGAUUUUUAUGGAAACUCUUAUUAAUACAUGGUAAUUGGUCAUAUAUUAGAAUAUCAGAAAUGAUUCUUUAUUUCUUUUACAAGAAUAUGAUUUUUACUGUUCCUUAAUUUUUGUAUUCUUUUUAUAGUGCAUAUAGUGCUUAAACCUAUUUUGAUGAUUGGUAUAUCACAUUUUAUAAUUUGUUUUUUACUUCUCUUCCAUUAAUUGCCAGAGCCACUUUAGAUAGAAGUGUCUAUUAUAAAAUGAAUAUAAGAAAUGAAGAAUACUCUGAUAUUUAUAAGAAAUCAACUCAAUAUCUUAAAGGAAAAUUCCCUCUUCUUUAUUCAAUUGGCUAAAAAUAAACCAUAUUUACAUUAUCAAAUUUUAUAUUCUGGUGGGGCUAAGGAUUUAUACAUGGAUUAUUUGUAUUCUUCAUUACUUAUGCAUGUUAUGAUACAGAAUAAGUUAAUAUCAAUGGAUAAAAUGCUGGUUUUGCUACUCUUUCAAUUACAACAUAUACAGCAAUUAUAUUUGUAUAUUAAUUCAUUUAUUUAUUAGAUAGUGGAUAUUAAAAUUGCACUUUAUACUAAAUUUUGGACUUGUGUUAAUGUAAUCACACUUGUCUUAUUUUCUGUAGGAAUUUAUAUUGCAUAUUUUUUUAUCUCCAACUUUUUUAGAGGAACUUAUUCUGAAUUUACACCUUUUUAUUUAAUUCAAUCUCCAAAUUUUUAUUUAAUUAUUGCACUACUUAAUUCUAUUGUUUUUAUAUUUGAUUUGGUUAUUAAUGCUAUUAUACAUGAAUUUUAUUCAAAUGAAACUGAUAAAAUUAUUAAGUGGAGAAGAGAGUUUAAAGAAUUAGCAAGAGAAGGUAAUGUUCUAUAAAAAAUUGAAAUGAUGCAAUAAGGAAAAAGAGAAAAUGGACAAAGAGAUUGGGGAGAUACAUUUUAUGAAUAAAUUUUAGAUGAGAGAUUAAAAUCAGAAAGAGACUAAAAUAUUUUUGAUGAACAAUAAGCAAUUUUAGAUUCUAAAGUCUAGCAUUAUGCAACAUCUCCAGUUAAUCUAGAUAAUAGUGAACAAAGCAAUAGACAAUUUCAUCAAAGAACUGAAUUAUAACAAAUUCCUCAUCCUCUUCAAAAUAAUAACUCAAAAAUUAUCAAUUAUUAAAUGUCUAAACAAUAAUAAUAGAAUUUUCACAAUGUAAAUGAAGAUAGUAAAAUAAAUCAUCCAUAGUAAUAAAGAAUCUAUGUAAGAUGA